GUUCACUCAUUUUCAGCACUGAGCCUCUUAAUUAGCUACCGGCAUGGCUGAAAGCCAAACCCACACAGCCCGCAAGUGCUUGCAUUUCUCCUGUUCAUGUCCACCCCACUAACGAAUUGCAGAGUUGCUGGGGUUUUGGCAUUCAUUCCGUUAUCCGUUGUUCUUCCUUGGAGUGGCUGGAGUCUUGGUUAUAAAGCUUCGAUCGUACAUUCGAAACUUCGAGCAACGUGAAAGCAAGGGUUUAACGGCAUUAAAGCCAACAACAUGGGUCGAGGUUCCUGUGAGAGCUGGGUCCGAGCCGGUGGCUAAGACACACCCUAAUCCAAGGAGGGUGGUUGGGAAGAAGAAGGGCUUGAAGCCAAAGAAUGGAGGGAAGGUAGCGUUGGAAGUCGAGGAAGGAGAAUUCGACAUUCAGACUCUGAUUUUUUAUUCCACACUUACUGGGUCGACUCAACGGUGUGCAGAGGAGCUGAGAACCCGACUGUUUAGUGUUAAGGGUGAGAGCAUUUAUCCAACCCUUUCAAUUCCCACACCAGCCAAUUCACUUGGCUCGGUCCCUCUUCGGAGGAGCUUUUUACCACCGGUCAUAUACAACCUCGAAGAGGUGGGGUUGGACGACUUCUUUGUUGCGCCACCGAGCGAGAUAGGGAAGAGAGUGAAAUAUGUUUACCUUUUGUUAUUGCCUACAUACGAAACAGAGGCUCCCAUCCGUCCCUUCCUGGCACACUUACAGGAGACCCACCACGACUUCCGCAUUGACACCGCCCCUCUUCGUUCGCUUGCUGGGUUCUCGGUGUUUGGCUUCGGCGACUCGUCAGAAUGGCCAGCGGAGGAAGGCAAGUUCUGCAAAGAUGCAGUUGAAGUGGAUAAAUGGAUGGGGAAAUUGACAGGAGGAAAUGGAGGAACAAGGAGAAUGUUCCCUGUUGGCAUGGGAGAUGUAAACCCGGCUGUGGGACUUAAUAGUGCGGAGAAAAGUUUGGACGAAUGGAGAGUCCACCUAGAAGAUGCUAUGCGAGAAUAUGCUGCGACUGGGGCUCUGGGUGAUUCCGCUGAUUGGCGAACGGCAAUUGAGUCUGGAGACGAAGAUUCCGAUUUCGAGAUUACCGACCCUGCAGAUGAUAUGGCCGGAGAAGGGCAGAACGCGGACCGUAAAGAGAUGGUACCAAACGGGAGUGUUACAUAUGAAGCAUUGACCAAACAAGGCUACACCAUUGUUGGUUCCCACUCGGGGGUGAAGAUCUGUCGAUGGACUAAAUCGGCCCUGAGAGGACGAGGAAGUUGUUAUAAAUUUUCUUUCUAUGGAAUCAAGUCACAUCUUUGCAUGGAAACUACACCAUCCUUAUCAUGUUCAAACAAAUGUGUAUUCUGCUGGCGACACGGGACGAAUCCUGUUGGGACUACCUGGAGAUGGAAAGUAGAUCCACCAGAGGAGAUUUUCAAGGGUGUCGUUGAGGGCCAUUACCGCAAAAUCAAAAUGAUGAAAGGAGUUCCGGGGGUCCGGGCAGAUAGGUUCAGCGAGGCCUUCAAAAUCAGGCAUUGUGCAUUGAGUCUAGUCGGCGAGCCUAUCUUCUACCCAUAUAUCAAUGAAUUCCUCCACCUCCUCCACUCCAGUAAAAUAUCAUCCUUCCUCGUGUGCAAUGCCCAGCACCCGGCCCAGCUUGCAGCACUUGGCCACACAACCCAGCUUUAUGUCUCGAUAGACGCUUCCAACAAAGAUAGUCUAAAGAAAAUCGACCGUCCGCUCCACCGUGACUUCUGGGAGCGGUUUCAACAGUGUCUCGACAUCCUCCGUGAGAAGCGCAACCAACAUAGGACGGUCUUCAGACUAACCCUAGUAAAGGGCUUCAACAUCGAAGACGAAGUGCAAGGCUAUGCAGACUUAGUGGAAAAGGGACUCCCCUGCUUUGUCGAAGUCAAAGGAGUGACGUACUGUGGAACAUCGACAGCUGGAGAAGCAGGCCUAACUAUGAAGAACGUACCCUUUUACGAGGAAGUCGUAACUUUCGUCGAAGCGCUUAACGCAGAACUUGCCAGGCGUGGGCUGGGGUAUGGUAUCGCCGCCGAGCAUUCUCACAGCUGUUGCGCCCUGAUCGCCUCAAACCGCUUCUUUAUCAACGGGAAAUGGCACACACUAAUUGACUACGCCAAGUUCUUUGAGCUGCUUGAGAGUGGGAGGGAGUUUGGCCCAGAGGAUUAUAUUGGAGAGGCUACUCCGGAGUGGGCCAAUUGGGGGAAUGGGGGAUUUGAUCCGGCGGAUCAGAGGGUUUAUAGGAAAGGGAAGGGGCCCAAGGAGGAGGUUGAGGAAAGUGGCGGGUGUGGGUAGUGUAUCAUAAUAUUAUGAUAGUGGGGGGGUAGAUGUACAGAUACUGGUUUCUGGCGAA
This is a messenger RNA of Tuber melanosporum (Perigord truffle), 2381 nucleotides long. RefSeq lists its product as uncharacterized. The transcript has 4 exons. Gene Ontology annotation, molecular function: 4 iron, 4 sulfur cluster binding; catalytic activity. Bases 875 to 2323 code for a protein of 482 amino acids. Gene Ontology annotation, biological process: wybutosine biosynthetic process. Lineage: Eukaryota; Fungi; Ascomycota; Pezizomycetes; Pezizales; Tuberaceae. The record is from RefSeq and is a predicted model, not a curated record.